AUGUUCGCGGACGCAGCCAGCCUCAACUUGAAUACCAACAGUCUGCCAGUGAAAAUAAAAGCCUUCAUAGACGGCCCGGGCGAGCACAGCCAGGAGAGAGCCGAGCAUCGGCUGGUCAGAAGCCAUGGCGAGACCCUGGGACAAACGUGGGCUGCAUUAGCCGUCUUCAGCAACACCAAUAGUCGCGGUGGAGGAAAGCGUAAACCGGUUCCCAUCCCUCGGCCGAACUUCGCAGACUCCAGUACGAUAGGAGACGACUCAAGUCCUGUCAAGCAAAAGGAUGAAAGCCCCAGCCCCUUCAAGUUCCCGAAGUCUGCCGGAGACCGUGUCGACCAAGAUGCUCAUCCGAAGGAUAACUCCCCGCCUGAAACUAGGACGCUGCGCCUGGUGAGCUGUGCUUUCAGGCACAUACUGUAUUACUGUCCGCCCCAAGCGGGCAAUAAUCCCAUUUGUGUUGUCGGGUUCCGGGAUGUCAGAAAUCUGUACAAAGCCCUCUUGAGUAAGGAUAUGGAAUUCGUUGCUGAAGACGAUGGAGGAUUAUCCGUCAACUUCGGUGAUGGAUUGCGCAUAAUUAGGGUGUCCCCAGUUAUUAUAGAAGCGAAGAAGCGUUUUGAGUGCAUAGAGGAUGGGAUCCCCAUAAUUUCAGACGCAUGCUUCGCUCAGGUGGCUGCUGAAGCCCUUGCAAAGCGUCUAAGCCAGGAUACAGCAGGGUCUCUGCCGGAAGCCCUACGAGAAUCCAGCAGCACGAGACCAAGCUCGGUCUACAGCAGCGCCGAGGUUUCAUCAACGGGCGACAAGACCGUGCUAGUCGGAAAAGGAAAAGAUGGCCAGGUCGAAGACAUCUUCAAGCCAUUUCCUCCCCAGGAUGGUAUCCCACACGAAGAAAACCCCCUCACGAUAAGGGCCGUCACAGUUGGGAUUCUCUUAGGCUCCCUCGUCAACGCCUCCAAUGUCUAUCUAGGCCUCAAAACAGGCUUCACCUUCGGCGCCUCCCUCUUCGGCGCAAUCUUCGGCUUCGGCAUAAUCAAAUCCCUCACCAAAGUCUUCCCCACAGGCGCCGUCUUCGGGCCCCAAGAAAACUCCAUAAUCCAAGCCUCGGCCGCCGGCGCCGGUGGCAUGACGGGCUUAUUCGUCGCCGCACUGCCCGCCAUGUAUCAGCUGGAUCUGCUAUCGAAGAGCCCGGUGGAUGAUUUCGGGAGGAUAUUGACACUGACGCUUGUGUCAACCGCUACAGCCGUCACGAUCCGCUCCAUGCACGCCGUAGGAAGCGGCGCAACCGAUGCCAUGAAGAAAAUCAAAGCCCUAGGCAUCGCCUUCGCAGCCUCCCUCACCCACCGCAUCGGCUCUUACUACGCGCCCGGUAUCCUCUACGACUGGCAUAUCUUCACGUGGUUCUACAUCUGGAGCGGGCACACCAACGGGGCCCUCGCCGUCGAAAACUGGGGCUGGAUGCUGGAGUGGACGCCGGCCUUUAUCGGAUCGGGAAUGCUCGUGGGUCUCAACGUCGGGAUUUCGUUCUUCGCGGGUUCGGUGCUGGCAUGGGGCGUCAUUGGACCGAUCCUUGUUAGGACGGGCGAGUGCGUGGGCAUCGCUACGCCGGUGGAAGGGGAUCCGCGCUGGGAUGACCUUGUGACCUUUUAUUCCAUGUCGGGAAUUGGGGAGGAGGGGUGGGUGCCUUCACCGAGGUAUUGGCUUCUUUGGCCGGGGGUGUUGAUCCUCGUUGCGUAUAGUAUGACGGAGUUUCUUGUUCACAUCAAGGUUGUGUGGCUUGGGCUCAAGUUUGCGUAUAAGAAUGGUUGCGCGCAGUUGAAUUCCGUUUUGGAGAAAAAGCGUGGGAGGCCUAGUGCUUUUCUGGAAAAGCAGAGCGCAAGGACAGCCGGGGACGAUGCAGAGCUCGUCGAAGACUUUGCUGGCCCGGAGGACCAGGUGCCGGGGUGGAUCUGGGUAACAGGCAGCGCGGCCAUGGUCGUCGUCGCAGCGGUGAUUUGCAAAGUCCAGUUUGAUAUGGGGGUUGAGCUGGCGGUUUUGGCCUGUAUUCUGGGCGUCGUGUUUGCUUUUCUGAGCAUCCACGGCGGGGCGGUGACGGAUAUCGCGCCCAUUACAGCCUCGAGCAAAGCGUCUCAGCUUGUCUUCGGUGGUGUGACGUCGGGCCAGGGCCUGACGAUCGACGGCGCCCAAAGAGCGAACCUGAUCGCGGGAGGCAUCGCGUCGGGAGCGGCUGAUGUGUCGACGACUCUCGUGUCGGAUUUUAGGGUGGGGUUCCUUCUGCGUACGCCGCCUGUGAAGCAAUUCUAUGCCCAGGCAGUUGGUACUCUCGUCGCAAUGUUCCUCGCCCCAGGCAUCUUCGUCCUCUUCAUGGCCGCCUACCCCUGCGUAAUCCACCCCUCCGACUUCCCCUCCUCCUUCAUCUGCCCCUUCUCCGCCCCCUCCGUCGGAGCCUGGCGCGCCGUAGCCGAAGCCGUCACGAACCCCAACGUCCCCAUCCCCCUCUCCUCAGCCAUCUUCGCCUGCGUUCUCGGCGGCAUCUGCGUCCUCCAAGUCCUCCUCAAACACUUCCUCCUGACGGGCCGCAGGGAAAAGUACAGGCGGUGGCUGCCGAACUGGAUGUCUAUCGGGAUCGCGUUCGUGAUCCCCUCGACGGUGUACGCGACGGCGACGCUUAUGGGGGCUGUUACGUCGCACUUUUGGAGGAAGAGGUGGGAGGGGAACUUUGCUAUGUAUUGCUUUGCGGUGGCGGCGGGGAUGUUGGCGGGGGAAGGGCUUGGGGGGGUUGUGGGUGCGGCGUUGGAGUUGGGGGGUGUUUCGGGGAGUGUGUUGGGGACGAUGGUUGGGUGUCCUGGGGAGAGGUGUUGA
Messenger RNA from Scedosporium apiospermum, 2853 nucleotides. RefSeq lists its product as uncharacterized. Lineage: Eukaryota; Fungi; Ascomycota; Sordariomycetes; Microascales; Microascaceae. Gene Ontology annotation, molecular function: oligopeptide transmembrane transporter activity. The record is from RefSeq and is a predicted model, not a curated record. Gene Ontology annotation, cellular component: fungal-type vacuole membrane. The transcript has 5 exons. The coding region runs from base 1 to 2853 and encodes 950 amino acids.